AGCAGCAAACGGCCGGCGGCGGGCGCCGCGCGCGGGGGGCGGGCGGCGUGGAGGAGGCGGCGGUGGCCAUGGCCGAGGCGUCGCCGCAGCCCGGACGGUACUUCUGCCACUGCUGCUCAGUCGAGAUCGUGCCGCGCCUGCCGGAUUACAUCUGCCCGAGAUGUGAGUCUGGGUUUAUCGAGGAGCUUCCGGAAGAGACCAGGAGUGCAGAGAACGGCUCAGCCCCCUCCACAGCCUCCGCGGACCAGAGCCGGCAGCAACCGUUCGAGAAUGUGGACCAGCCCCUGUUCACGCUGCCUCAGGGCUACGGGCACUUUGCUUUCGGCAUCUUUGACGACAGCUUCGAGAUCCCCACGUUCCCCCCUGGGGCGCAGGCUGAUGACAGCAGGGACCCCGAGAGCCGGCGGGAGCGAGAGCAGCACUCCCGGCACCGGUACGGCGCCCGGCAGCCCCGCGCCCGCCUCACCGCGCGGCGGGCCACCGGCCGGCACGAAGGCGUCCCCACGCUGGAAGGGAUCAUCCAGCAGCUGGUCAACGGCAUCAUCACCCCGGCCACCAUCCCCAACCUGGGCCUGGGCCCCUGGGGCGUCCUGCAUUCAAACCCGAUGGACUACGCCUGGGGGGCCAACGGCCUGGACGCCAUCAUCACGCAGCUCCUCAAUCAGUUUGAAAACACAGGUCCCCCACCCGCAGACAAAGAGAAAAUCCAGGCCCUCCCCACUGUGCCCGUGACCGAGGAGCACGUCGGCUCGGGGCUGGAGUGCCCCGUGUGCAAGGAUGACUACGGGCUGGGUGAGCGUGUGCGGCAGCUGCCCUGCAACCACCUCUUCCACGACGGCUGCAUCGUGCCCUGGCUGGAGCAGCACGACAGCUGCCCCGUCUGCCGAAAAAGCCUCACAGGACAGAACACGGCCACCGACCCCCCGGGCCUGGCUGGAGUGAGCUUCUCCUCCUCCUCGUCAUCCUCCUCCAGCUCACCCGGGAAUGAGAACCCGGCCAGCAGCUCCUGAGCACACCGGCCGACCAGCCCCCAGGGCAACAGCAGACACCCCACGCGCCCACGGACUGCAGCGCCACCGGGCCCGCCGUGGAGGAGGCUCGGAGGACCCACCCCUCCAGGCUGCGGAGGGAGCUCGGCCUCCCCAGGGACAACCCGGCUGGGCCGGGCGCCCGCACACACUGCCCGGGCGUCCCACCUUCCCCCCCUUUGUCUCUGACCUCACCCUCUACAUGUUCAACGGCGGAAAGGUUUUUAUAAUUUUAAAUUAUUACUGCUUUGAAAUAAAUGGACGUUUGAGCUCA
Dama dama (fallow deer) is the source of this 1302-nucleotide messenger RNA. RefSeq names its product ring finger protein 126 (gene RNF126). The coding region runs from base 69 to 1010 and encodes 313 amino acids. Gene Ontology annotation, cellular component: cytoplasm. Gene Ontology annotation, biological process: protein ubiquitination. The record is from RefSeq and is a predicted model, not a curated record. NCBI's taxonomy places the organism in Eukaryota, Metazoa, Chordata, Mammalia, Artiodactyla, Cervidae. The transcript is spliced from 9 exons. Gene Ontology annotation, molecular function: ubiquitin protein ligase activity.